CGAGGCGGACCGGGUUGGGACGGCAGCGCCGGCGGAGGGCGCGCCUGCCGCCGGCUGCUUCCGCGCGGACCAUGGCGGUGCCCGAGCCGCCGCUGCCGCUGCCGCGAGGAGGCCCAGGCUCCGCUUCGCUCUCCCCGCCCCGGGGCGACCGCACCCUCCUCGUCAGGCACCUGCCGGCCGAGCUGACAGCGGAGGAGAAGGAGGACCUGCUCAAGUACUUCGGGGCGCAGUCGGUGCGCGUCCUGUCCGACAAGGGGCGCCUGAAACAUACAGCAUUUGCUACUUUCCCUAAUGAAAAAACAGCAAUAAAGGCAUUGACAAGACUCCAUCAGCUGAAACUGCUAGGCCAUACUUUAGUUGUUGAAUUUGCAAAAGAGCAAGAUCGAGUUCAUUCCCCAUGUCCCACCUCAAAUACAGAGAAAAAGAAAAGAUCGGAUGACAUUGUGGAAGAUGAUAAAGAGAAGAAAGAGCCUGACUUUUUAACAAUAGAAAAUGGAAUUGCACCAAAUCAUGGGCUGACUUUUCCUCUAAAUUCAUGCCUCAAAUAUAUGUACCCACCACCUUCAAGUACAAUCCUUGCAAAUAUAGUAAAUGCCCUGGCAAGCGUGCCCAAAUUCUAUGUACAGGUGCUUCAUCUUAUGAAUAAAAUGAAUUUGCCCACCCCAUUUGGACCUAUUACUGCACGACCUCCUAUGUAUGAGGACUAUAUGCCAUUGCAUGCGCCCCUUCCACCUACAUCACCUCAACCACCUGAGGAACCUCCCUUGCCAGAUGAGGAUGAGGAUUUAUCUAGUAAAGAAUCAGAAUAUGAAAGCAGUGAUGAGGAGGACCGACAGAGAAUGAACAAACUAAUGGAACUAGCAAAUCUUCAGCCCAAAAGACCCAAAGCCACAAAGCCACGCCAAGUGAGAAAAAAGCGAAAAAUAAAGGAUAUGUUGAAUAUACCUUCGUCAACUUCACAGAGUUUGCAUCCUGUGCUGUUACCAUCAGAUGUAUUUGAUCAACCACAACCUGUAGGCAAUAAAAAAAUUGAAUUCAAUAUAUCUACCAACAUGCCAGCAGCAUUUAAGAAUGAUUUGGAGAAGGAACAGAACAAUGAGGAAAAAAAUUCUGAUUUACCAGAUACUGGACUUGAUGAUUCAAAUACAGGAUUUGGAAAAAUUUUCCCCAAACCUAAUUUGAGCAUCACAGAAGAGAUUAAAGAUGAUUCUGAUGAAAUGCCCUCACAAUGUAUUUCUCGAAGGGAGUUGGAAAAGGGUCGAAUUUCUAGAGAAGAAAUGGAAAACCUUUCAGUUUUCAGAAGUUAUGAACCUGGUGAACCAAACUGCCGAAUUUAUGUAAAGAAUUUAGCUAGACAUGUUCAAGAAAAGGACCUUAAAUUUAUCUUUGGAAGAUAUGUUGACUUUUCUUCAGAAACACAGCGGAUAAUGUUUGAUAUCCGCUUGAUGAAAGAAGGACGCAUGAAAGGACAAGCUUUUGUUGGACUUCCAAAUGAAAAAGCAGCAGCUAAAGCCUUAAAAGAAGCUAAUGGCUAUGUUCUUUUUGGAAAACCCAUGGUGGUUCAGUUUGCUCGAUCUGCUAGACCAAAACAAGACUCUAAAGAAGGAAAACGAAAGUGAUAGCAAUGGAUAAAGAAGCAUUCCUGCGUAAAUACUGCUGUAAUACUGUCAUACAAGUGUAUCCUUUCUUGUUGUAUCCUUUUUGGGGCAGUGGUUUUGUUUCAUUUUGUUUUCUAGAAAUGUUUUGUCUUCCUUCUAUCAUUUAUCCAGAUUAAGCAAUACUUUUUAUACUUCAUUCAAAUGAAAUGGUUCUCAAGUUAUUUUUGUAGCCUGAACAAAUAUUUUACCUGUAUUCUAGAUUCACUGUUUAACUUUCUAUGUUGUCAUAUAAUCAAGGAGUUUUUUUCAGGGAAAGUUAGUGAAUCAGGUCACUUAGUGUAUACUUAUGUUUUACUGAAUAGUAUGGUAGUAUUUCUUCUCUAUUGGCUUUCUGUUUCAUGAUAUAUCCUAUUGAGGUAUCGUUCUAGUUUCAUUUUUGUUGCUGUGACAAAUACCCUGACCAGAAGCAACUUAGGGUAGAAGGGGUUUAUUUGUCUUAUACUUCCAAGUUACUGUUCAUUGUUGUGGGGAAGGCGAGGCAUGAGUUUAAAAACUCAUAUCUACAGUCGAGCAGAGAGAGAAUAAACAUAUAGAUCCUCACUUGCUUAGUCUGAGCUAGCUUUUUGCUCUCUUACACUGUUCAGGGUCCCCUUUCCUAAGGAAUGGUGCUACGCAAAAUUGGCUGGAUCUUGCAUCAUUUAACAUUCAAGACCAUCUUAUGCUCUCAGACCAGCAUAGUCUAGACAAUGGUUUAUUAGGACUGUUUCCCCAGGUUAUUUGGUGUUGUGUCAAGUUGACAAGGCUAUCCAGCAGAGUUGUUCUAUAUAACAUGUUCUAAAAUUUGACUGGGAAAGGAUCUUUUUUCCCUUUAUUAAUAACUAUAUUGAAACUAACAAAAUUCUAUAAAAA
This is a messenger RNA of Peromyscus leucopus (white-footed mouse), 2507 nucleotides long. RefSeq names its product RNA binding region (RNP1, RRM) containing 3 (gene Rnpc3). Gene Ontology annotation, cellular component: U12-type spliceosomal complex. The record is from RefSeq and is a predicted model, not a curated record. Gene Ontology annotation, molecular function: pre-mRNA intronic binding; U12 snRNA binding; protein binding. Gene Ontology annotation, biological process: mRNA splicing, via spliceosome. The coding region runs from base 72 to 1619 and encodes 515 amino acids. The transcript has 15 exons. NCBI's taxonomy places the organism in Eukaryota, Metazoa, Chordata, Mammalia, Rodentia, Cricetidae.